This is a messenger RNA of Arachis stenosperma, 1606 nucleotides long. RefSeq names its product 36.4 kDa proline-rich protein-like. The record is from RefSeq and is a predicted model, not a curated record. Lineage: Eukaryota; Viridiplantae; Streptophyta; Magnoliopsida; Fabales; Fabaceae. The transcript is spliced from 2 exons. The coding region runs from base 78 to 1265 and encodes 395 amino acids.
ACACUGGGUUUUUCAGUGAGCGAAGUGAGAAAAUUACACUCACCCAGGACACACCUCCUCCUUUCAUCAACUUGGAAAUGGGGAACUAUGUUGUAACUACCAUACUCAUUCUUCUCUUCCAUUUCAGCACUCUAAUCAACGUUGUCUUCUCUUGUCCGUACUGUCCAUACCCAACUCCAAAGCCUCCAAAGCACCACGACCAUCCAAAACUCCCACCCAAACAUCCUCCAAGAGUGAAGCCCCCAAUUCACAAACCACCAAAGCACAAUAACCCUACUCCUACCACUCCAUGUCCACCUCCAAAGUCACCAAAACCAAGACCUCCCUAUGUCCCCAAGCCUCCAGUAAUAGUGCACCCACCCUACGUCCCAAAACCACCAUAUGUACCUAAGCCACCGGUUGUUAGACCACCAUAUGUACCAAAGCCACCGGUUGUUACACCACCAUAUGUACCAAAGCCACCGGUUGUAACUCCACCAUAUGUACCAAAGCCACCAGUUGUAACUCCACCAUAUGUUGUUACACCACCAUAUGUACCAAAGCCACCGGUUGUAACUCCACCAUAUGUACCAAAGCCACCAGUUGUAACUCCACCAUAUGUACCAAAGCCACCGAUUGUGACACCACCAUAUGUACCAAAGCCACCGAUUGUGACACCACCAUAUGUACCAAAGCCACCGGUGGUUACACCACCAUAUGUGCCGAAACCGCCGGUUGUGACACCGCCAUAUGUACCAAAGCCACCAGUGGUUACACCACCUUAUGUUCCUACACCAUCACCACCAUAUGUACCAAAACCAUCUCCACCAGUUGUGACACCACCAUACACACCAAGGCCGCCCAUUAUUGUACAUCCUCCGUACGUCCCGUUGCCACCAGUUGUACCCACACCGCCCAUCAUCUCACCUCCUCCAUAUGUACCGACGCCACCGGUGGUUACUCCACCAACGCCACCAAGUGAAACACCGUGUCCGCCACCGCCACCGCCACCGCCGGCGCAACCAACAUGCCCCAUAGACUCGUUGAAGCUUGGUGCCUGUGUGGACGUUCUUGGCGGACUCAUACACAUCGGAAUCGGAGGAAGUGCUAAACAAACAUGCUGUCCGGUGCUUGAAGGGCUUCUGGACCUUGAUGCUGCUGUGUGUCUCUGCACUACAAUCAGGGCGAAGCUUCUCAACAUCAACAUCAUCAUCCCCAUUGCCCUUCAGCUCCUCAUUGAUUGUGGAAAGACUCCACCAGAUGGAUUCAAGUGCUCACCAAAUUAAUCCAUUAUUAUAUUCAAAGGAGUAGUGGCGUCACUUUGGCAUUGAAUAAGGUAUUAACAACAAGAAUGAGAGAUUAUUGCUCAUAACAAGAUGCUGUGAAGAAAUUUUACGAAGUGUUUUUUUUUUUAAUCGUUGUUCUUGAAGUCGUGUGUUAACCUAAGUAGUGCUUGCGAUGGGCUGGCAUGCAAAAAGCUUUUCGUUGAGUUUUGUCUGCUUGUUUGUAUGAUUGCGUAUGUGGUUCACGGUUACGUACGCAGACCCGUGACUGCUUUGGGAAUUGUUAAAGUUAGUUCAAUUUUAGACUUUUCUUCUAAUUUAUCAGAGUGGGAAUUGGAAUUUCA